GGCGGGAGGUCUUGGCUUCGGUGGAACCAGUUUGAGCACUCCUGGAGGACCAAGACCAAGAGAUGAAACAAACAUCAAGCUGCUUGGUCGAAACAACGCUUCAAGCAACUGGCAUGGCCCUGAACAUCAUUUUCCGAAGAUCUCUCUUGGAGGAGGUGGGCAGAACCCGCUUGGAUCCAGUGAAGAUUGGAUCAGUAAUUUGAGCAGUAAUUUGUACUACCGUUCCUCCUCUCCCGACGUGUUGGUGAAGAAAAGUGUGGAUUACAAUGUGAAGAAGCCGCCGACCCCAGCAAUGCAGACCGCGGGAAUGUUUAGAACCGUGAAGUUCUCUUCGAGCUCCGAAAGUUUCCCUUUCCACGCAUUUCGGGUUCCUAGUCACCCUAGUCCUACUAGUGACUCGAACUCUCCCUCUCCUAGUUCUUUAUCUGCGGCUAGGAAAACGAAUCAACACCAACACGUCGCUUUCGAUUUACGCGCGACGGAUAUCAGCCAUAUAAGGGAUAGUGACUUCGCCAUGGAGAGGCUAGAAGAAGAGCCAGCAGAUGUUCAUGGUCCUGAUGAUCCUAGUAGUCCCAUAAACAUCAAGGCUGCUGGGGGAAUGGAAGAUGCAUCCCAGUAUAUUCGUAGAGGCACCAGCACAACUGCUAAAACAGGUAGCCCUUCCUCUCAUCUGUUAUCAUCUUCGAGGAGCAGGAGAAGCACCAAAAAACGUAGUACAACAAGAAAGAAUAGCGCUCGCGCGACGACAACGGAUGACUUAGACCGCGCUUUGGGGUACGUUUUGGGUCAAUUACAGGCACCACCAGCGCUUAAUCAACAAGAGCAAGUGGGACCACGCGUCUCGUUCUACGCUGCAACUGGUGUCGAUUUCCUCACGGUGUCUGGGUCGGUCGCGAGAAAAACACUGAGAGUUAUGUGCAACCAUUUACGCAAGCUGCAGAGAACAGUCCAUAUCAUGCGGAAUUCUUCAGUCGCUGCAAGACCUUCGGCUCCUCCUGCAGCAAGACCUUCUGCGGCGAUGGGGGUGCCGUCCCCACGACAGACAACUGGGUCAUCAACUUCAGCUGCUGGCCGUGCUUCCGUCGCACGCUUUCCAUCAUCUGACGUGGAUCAGCAACAACGUGAACGUGGGAGAAAGGCUGAUGAUUCUGUAGCUAGCGCAAGUCCAGGUGCAGCGAGAAAGACCGACGACUCACUCCAAAGUGGUGGUAGUGCAACUUCUGGAAGAAAGACGAGUGAUGACUCAGCGGUCGUGGUACAGCUGCAGGCAAGCACAGCAGACGAUUCAACGUCACCAGAAAUUCUGAAGGGUCUCGAGAAUAAUAUAAGAUCAUGGCCAGCAGUUCUCGAGAAACAACGCAGCUCUUCUUUUAAGACAGAACUAGAAUCCUCACAUGAAGCACCAGAGCGCAGCUCGUUCAAAACAGAUUUAGAAGCGGAAGAUGCAUCCCAAGUAUUAGAACCGGACGAGGAGAAACUUGUGAAUGAGACCCAAGAUUUGCUGGAGGAAAGCGCCAAAUUGCGUGAAAACAUUCUCGCUUUGACCAAGCAGCUGUCGCAGAUGCGGAAUUCCAUCACCAGUUGUACCGGAAGAAACACCGCAGCAGGAUCAACUACAGCUAGAAAAUCCAAUGCUCCUCUGGGAACAACGAUUUUGACUUCAGGCAUGGUUCAGCUCGACAACCAAUUUCUGCAGCAGUACCAACGGCCGUCGGCGGCCUCAGACCUCUCUCCACGGAUGAAGGAAGGCUUGCACAAGACUUUAAUGAAACUGCGGGUUCAAGCGAAUCGCGUGGCGGGGAAGGUGUUGUCAUCCCAGAAUGCCGGAUAUGAGAGGCUGAGGGUGCUGCGAAACAAAGGAAUUGCCGUAGGUGAAGGAGAAUCACAGUCUCCGGGAGGUGUUGAUCUAUCUGUAGUUGAGGGAGGCGAUCUAUCUGUUGAGCCACGUUCUACUGUUUUCUGGCGUGCAACUGAACAUAAUGCAAGUACUGCAGAAGAUGAUCAGGAUCUUGAACGUGUAGCUGUUGUAGCUGGGCAAGUUCCUCCUCCUGAGCAGGCGGAUGCUAUGGAAUCUUGGCGAGCUUCGCAGGUUUCUCUUCAGAUGGAAAAUGAAGGCAAUGCUGAAGACCGAGACGAAUUCGUGACGCCUACACGGGAAUUGGAGAGACUUCACGACUUGGUUUCCACCGGUUCUAUGCUGAGGAUCGUACGAUUUCGAUUUCUUAGGGCUGUGCCCGCAGUCAUGGUGAAGGAGCACUUGUGGCAAGCUUUCUUGCCGUUGUUUGAAGACGAUGCUGAGCCGGAGAUGGCUGUUAGCGGUAGGAAUGUGUCAGAUGACAAAGAUAGCUCUCCUGGUCCGAAGGGAUCUCCAGAGCCGGCUUCCCCGUCUGCUACCGGCGCAGCUGGAGCUGCUACUGCAGUGCAAGACGAUCUUGCGGUUGUUGCAGCUGUAAGCAAAGCUGAUAAGGAGCAACAAGCAGACAUGAAGCAAAAAUUUCUGCAAACCAUGGCGAUCCCACCAAUUGUCUCACCGAGACAACUUUUCACACCGCGCUUGAACUCUCCUGGUGCUCUUUUACGGCGAACAAACUUGCAACUACCGUCAAACCUUCAACUAGUUGCAACGUCUAAUGCAGCUUCUACUGCCAUUCAGGUGCAGUCUACUCCUGCGACUGCGUUUACCAUCAAUGCUGAAAACAGGAUUCUUAGAGUCGCUUCCAAGCAAUUAGGAGAGAAGUCGCCUGAACAGAAGCCGGACAAGUUCAAGAAAGAGCGUGACUCCUGGACUGAGCUUUUUCCUGAGGCUGCUGGUGCAGUCUUUUAUCAAGGAGAUAUCCUAGAAAUGCAGAUUUCGGCCAC
This is a messenger RNA of Amoebophrya sp. A25, 2859 nucleotides long. NCBI's taxonomy places the organism in Eukaryota, Dinophyceae, Syndiniales, Amoebophryaceae. The record is from the annotation of a GenBank genome assembly.